AUGUAUGGUGACACCAACGGCCCUUACCCUGGAUCCAGCAGCUCUAAGAGCCAGAGUGACUAUUGUCCUUUCUCCGAGGACCCAGCAUCCCCUUUGAACCCUGACUUUUACCCUCUGACUGACCGCUUCAAUGGCCCCUCCACAGCCCCAGCCACUGUCCUGGAUAAUGCUAACAGUAACCCAGACCUCUGCAGUGACCUGCCCAUCAACAGACUGGCCAACCGAACCAUUCUCAUCUUCAAGGGUCAUUUCUUCUGGACGAUGGACCCCAGGACCAAGGCCCUUUGCCCAGCCCGCAACGUCAUGGAGGAGUUUGGCAUUCCGUCCCCUAUCGACAGUGCCAUCACCCGCACCAACUGCCAGGGCAAGAGCUACAUCAUCAAGAUACUGUAGAACUGCAGAGGAAAAACCUAGAACCUGAGAGAAGUUCAGAGGGUUGGGGCAGUGGAGAUGCCUUGGUGGAACCAAAUGGCAACACUUUUGUCCCCAUCUCUUUUCCAUGUAAGGCUACUGGAGGAUGGCCAACGGCAAGAAGGAGCCUGGUUACCCCAAAUCUGUUGUCUCUAGUUUUGAUGGUCUGACUGGCACCAUCACUGCAGCCCUGUCUGUGUCUGUUACCAGGAGAAGGCCUGAGUCUGUCUACUUCUUCAAGAAAAGUUAGGGAGAGCUUUGAGGAUUAUCACUACCGAACCUACUCCCAUUGCUUUACAUGAUGAUUUACACCAAUGAGCUUGCUUCACUCAAUCCUAAUUGACCAUUACUUUUUCACAGGAGGCACCAUGCAGAAAUACUCCUACCCUGCUGGAAGUAGCCCCGUCUGUGGCAAGAAAUCCAAGUCCAGUACCAAGAAACAGAGCAGAGGUGCGUCUGGGAGUAGAGAUUAACAUCAAGCCGUCUCUGAAAGGCUUCCCCUCCUCAGUGACCUCAGCUGUGUCUGUCCCCAGCGCCAAGAAGGCCGACAGAUACUUCCUAUUUGCUGGACCCAAGUCUUAGUCUGAGCGCUCUACUUCAACAUCAAGAUAUCUGGUGACCUGCCUGCUCUGGCCAAACCAGACAACCCCGAUCCCCGCCAGAACUCCAUCAACUGGCUCAAGUGUGCCUAGAGCCACCCUAUGGAUGGCCCACCGACAACGCACGACUACGACAAACAUUUUAUU
Messenger RNA from Oncorhynchus tshawytscha (Chinook salmon), 1157 nucleotides. Its product is annotated as proteoglycan 4-like. The record is from RefSeq and is a predicted model, not a curated record. The transcript has 5 exons. NCBI's taxonomy places the organism in Eukaryota, Metazoa, Chordata, Actinopteri, Salmoniformes, Salmonidae. Bases 1 to 393 code for a protein of 130 amino acids.